AUGAGUUUGCCAUUACAAAAGGUUUAUGUAGAAUUAAAAUUUGAUCCAAUUCAUCCAUCUAUCAAAGCAACGAAAAUGCUUGAAAUUUCUGAAGAAUUUAAACGUAAACUUUUUUCAUAUGGUUUUUUUAAUGAAAAUGAAACGAAAAAAAUUAACAGAGCUAUUAUUGAAAGAAGUACAGAAAAUCCGGAUACUUUUUAUAGAAAUUUUAUGACCGAACAAUGGUUGAAUGUAUUAUUAGAUAAUAGAAGUAUAUUUACGGAAAGUGAAGCACAUUUAAUUAAAAAUAAGGUAAAUGGAUUAAGAAAAAAUAUUUUGGAAAAAUCGAAUGUUAAAGAAACGAAACAAUAUCAAAUUCAACAAGCACACAAUGACUUUAAACAUUUCAUAAUUUUGGGUCAUCCUGGUUCAGGUAAAACAACUCUAUCGAAAUGGUUGAUAAUGAAUAUGGCUAGACAAUGUUUAGAUGAGCAAAAUAACUUAUUUAACAGUAUCUAUUCUUUUAAACCAAGACUACCAAUUCUUAUUCCAAUUUGGAAAUAUGUUGAACAAUUGAAAGAAAAUCAGAACAAUGGCAAUAAAAAGACUUUACUUCAAUUUAUUUAUGAAAAUCCUACAUUUGAUUCAAAAUUUUUCAAAGAUGAAGAGGAAAGAAAAAUUUUAUCAACAAUAAUCAUCGAAUCAUUAAUAAAAGGAGAUGUUUUAGUUAUUUUGGAAGGAUUAGAUGAGAUUCCUGUUCAUAUGGAUCGAUCUGAAUUAAUGAAAGAGAUAAAUGCGUUACUAGAACGAUCAAGAGAUUAUGAUGCAACGACGAACAAGCUCUCUCACACAAUUUAUGAACAAAAGGAAAUAUGUGGUACUGAAGAUUCAGAUUUUGGUAAUCGAUUUAUUAUAACAAGUCGUACUGAAGGAAAUUAUUUUGAAGAUAUAAAUUUUUAUAUUCCAAGAUUAACUAUAGAAGAUAUGUCUAAUGAUGCUCUAAAAUCGUUUUGUAGUUCCUAUAUGGAAUGUAUAAAAGAAAUUUCUAUUAAAAGUGGAAAAAUUAUUAAAGAAUACAAGAGUGAUCAAUUAUAUAAUGAUAUUACGAAAAAUAAAGAUAUUUUCCAAUUGGCAAUUAAUCCACAGUUGGUCAGUGUAAUUGCUGCGAUUUAUAAUCAAUAUGGAGAUGAAUUACCGGAAAAACGAAUUGAUUUGUAUGAAAAAGCGAUAGAAAAAAUGUUAGAUAGAUUAGUAACGUAUUUUUCUAAUACUUCAAAUGAAGGACUUGAACUGAAUACGACUAUGGUAUGGUCAAUAAUGCAAGAACUCGCUGAAUAUCUACAUACUAAAGCUGAAGGAUUAACAGAAAAUAUUUUAAGAGAAAUAAUUAGAAAAUGUCUUGUAGAUAUUCAGAAUCAGUCACUUAUGAGUUCUGAAAUAAGAGUUGAAACUUUGAUUACAAUACUUGUAGACAUUUUUAAAGUACAAACAGGUCUACAGAAACAUCAAAAAUUAAUUCAUUCAUAUUUCUUAAAACUGAGAAAAGAAUACGAUAAUUUAGUUACUGAUUGGUUUAUCGAAAAGAUAAAUGAUGAUAAGAAUAUUGCUCCAUGUGCUUACAUUAUUUAUCAAUUAAAAUGUAAUUUGGAACUGGCCAAUCGAUGGCCAGUUCCAAAUUACUGGAUCGUUCCGGUCUUACGAUUUUAUUCAAGUGAGAUUAAAGGUGAAAGAGUUUUAACACAAUUACAAUUCAAAAAUAUAAUAAAUAAAAAUCCAAAUAUUCUUCAACAUAUAAUAAAGAAGAAGUGUGAUUGGUUAUGUUUAAUUGUAGCCCUUUAUGGUGGAUAUAAAAAUUAUAAUAGUCAAACAAAUAUUUCAGAAUAUUUAGAAAUUGCUCAAUUUCUUAACUUAAGUGACCAUGAAAGAGAACCAUUUCUCUUUUAUUAUCAAGAAAUUUGGGGCACAGAUGCACCAGCUUAUAAUAUGGCUGUGCAUCUUGAUACAUUAGAAUCGACAAAGCAUUGGAAUAAAAAACCCAUAUUCGAUAUAAACGAAAUUUAUAAAGAAUCAUCCCUGACAACUCAAAUUCUUGAAUUACUUGUUGAAGAAAAAUCUGUAACAGACUUGAUAGAGCAAUUGAGAAUGGAAAUAAAGAGUCGUCAACUAUCCACAGAAGAAAAAACGGAAGUAUUGAUUGCAUUAAUCACAUUAGGCGAUUUCGAUUUUAUUAAUGAUAUUAUAAAAGAAGUAGAUGAAACAUUUCUAAAAAAUUUUAAAAAUAGAAUAGAACAAUUAAUUUCUACGUUAAAAGAUCCAAUUGCAAGACGGUCUUCAAAAAUAGCAAACUAUUUACUUAAACUUUAUAAUGUUAUGAAAAUGAAUCAAAUGAAUUAUAAUCUUAAUUUUUCUGAUUAUUGUAAAAUAUAUUUAUCUUUAAUAGCCAGUAGUGGAGGAUUACCAAUUGACACUUCUAUUCUAGCUGAAACUAUGGAUCAUGUUGAUGAUAAAUUUAAACUUUAUGCAGAAUAUUUUGUCUGUAAAUUUACUGGUGCUUCUAUGAUGGAUCUUAACCAUAGUGUUGCUGUAGUAUUAGAUAAACGUAUUAAAUCAUGUAAUAUAAAUCAAAUUAUAAAAUCAUUUUUAAAAAUUAGUGACACUACUCAAAUUUAUAGACCAGUGAGAGCAUAUCCAUGGCCUACGGAUAUAUUUAAUUUAAAAUCAAUUAGUGAUGAUGAUAUACCAAUAUCAUUUUUUAAUUGUCUAGAGAAUAUUCAUAAAAAUAUAGCGUUCAUAAUAGAUGCCAUUUCUAAUGUUUUCGAUAAGGAAGGAUAUUUUAAUAAAAAUUCAGAAUUAAUUCCUUUAGUUAUAUUAUUAAACUUUGGAAAUAUGUCAAAAUAUUCAAAAUGGAUGGAAGAAAAUGGUGUUCGUCUGUUGCCAGAAUUAAACUUUAAAAAAGAUAUAAAAGAAGUUUUAUCUUCAAAAAUAAAAUUAAUGUGCAACACCUACUAUAAAUCUCGAGCAUUAUGUCAAUUAGCCGAGUUCUAUGAUGAACAAUGUCAUAAUCUUUUAAAUGAAUCUUUUCAAUUAGCUAAAAGUAUCCAAGAGCCAAUUUUAAAGUUUCAAGUUUUGGAGAAAAUCUUCAAUAUCGUUCAGUAUAAGCACUGCAAAUGGUUAGUGCAAGAAAUAAUCAUGGAGUUAGUCUUAUGUUUUGACAAUAUUGAAAGUUUAUAUGACAAAGUUAUUGCAUCAAUAAGAUUAUCAUUUUAUGGAUCAAGAGAUUUCCGACAGAAAUAUUUAAGAUACGCUAUAGAUACUCUUAUUAAGAUGAAUGAUGAUGAUGAAAAAAUUGAAUUGAUUAUUAAAUUAAAACCGUUCAUUAGUAUUUAUGAUGACUUUCAAAGUAGCCUGAAUGAAAUUAUAGAAAACUUGAAAAAUAAGACACAAAAUUAUUAUAUUAAUUCUUACUAUGGAAAAAUAUUAUUUACUGGAAAAUUACUUGUUAAUACUUCGAAUUCAAGUGGAUGGUAUCCUAGUGAUAAAUCAGAAAAUAGUAUUGAUAACAAACAGAAUGAAGAGUCGUCAGAUUAUGUUGAAAUUCAAACUCUAUUUACGCUCUUUGCACAAUUAAACGAUAUAAAAUUAAUUAUUGCGAAUAAAGAUAACAUAAAUCAGUUAUGGAUUAAUCUUUUUAAACAUGCUGAUAAUGAAUUAAAUAUUGAAAGAAUAGUGGAAAUUGCACUAGAUAACGAAUUAUUUUUAACACCUCAAGUAGCAAUUAUAAUUGAUGGAUUGAUACAAAAUGGAAAGGAAAAUAAAGGAGUAGUAUCGAUAAGUCGGUUUUUCGUUUCAAAAAAUUUCCGAUU
Molecule: messenger RNA, 3842 nt
Organism: Didymodactylos carnosus
Lineage: Eukaryota; Metazoa; Rotifera; Eurotatoria; Philodinida; Philodinidae
Source: the annotation of a GenBank genome assembly